GUGUGUAACAACUGCGGAAGUGAGCAGAGCCGCGCGAGCGUAUGCGACUGUUAGAGGGCUGCUGUGUUUAUUAUACAUCACUUUGGGAUAAACCUCCGUCAAGAUGUCAGGUUUCGACAGUAACCCGUUCGAAAACCCAGUAGACGUCAAUCCUUUUCAGGAUCCCUCUGUCACACAGGUGACCCAUUCUGGAGUGGAUCAUAUGCAGCAAUACCAGCCUUUCCCUGCCAAUGACUCUGGAGCUCUGACAGGCACCACUAUCCCAGCCUCUACUGUUCCGUCCCAGCCUGCCGUGCUGCAGCCCUCUGUGGAGCCGAGCCCUCAGGCAGCCGCAGCCGCAGGGCAGGCCAAUCUGCUGAGACAGCAGGAGGAGCUGGAGAGGAAAGCAGCCGAGCUCGAGCGCAGAGAACAGGAGCUGCAGAGCAGAGAGCGAAUUACAGGCAAAGAGAACAACUGGCCUCCAUUCCCCAAAGCACUUCCCAUAAAGCCAUGCUUCUAUCAGGACUUCUCGGAGGAAAUUCCAGAGGAGCACAGACGGCUCUGCAAAAUGAUGUAUUACCUGUGGAUGCUGUAUUGUGUGACACUGUUUUUAAACGUGCUGGCGUGUCUGGCGUACUUCACGGCUAAAGCCGAUUACGGAGUGGAUUUUGGCCUCUCCAUUCUGUGGUUCAUCCUCUUCACCCCCUGCUCUUUCCUCUGCUGGUUCCGGCCCAUCUACAAGGCAUUCAAGACCGACAGCUCCUUCAGUUUCUUUUCCUUCUUCUUUAUCUUCUUUGCCCAAAUUGCAGUGAUGAUUAUUCAGUGUGUCGGUAUACCCCGAUGGGGCAACAGCGGUUGGAUUUCGGCUCUCACUGAGAUCAGCGGCCACCUGGCUGUGAGUGCAGUAAUGAUGGUGGUUGCAGUUUUCUUUACCGUGUGCGCUGUGCUAUCGGUCAUCCUUCUGAAAAUGGUUCACUCUCAUUACCGCCGCACCGGUGCGAGCUUCCAGAAAGCGCAGCAGGAGUUUUCUCAGGGCGUCCUCACCAAUCGCACGUUCCAGAACGCAGCGGCAAGCGCAGCCGCCUCAGCAGCCCAGGGUUCCCUCCAGAGGAACUAAUUUCAGCAGAGAACAGCCCGAUUCCCCUCAGCCACCUCAGAGCCACAGUGCCGUAGCGUACGCCAGUGUAGGCUGUGCAGCUCCCCCAUAAUGCUUUGGUCUUCGGACAGUAGAGACAACACUUUGGGAGUUCACAUAGAGUUGUAUGUGAAGCAGAGGGGAUGAAGUUACAGCACUCAGUAGCGUGUCUGUAUAUUUGUAUGUAUGCUUACAGUUUGAAUGCGUAUUGUGAUAUAUAUAUUUUUGCUCUAAACUAAAUUAAGGGUUAGCCACCUCGGUUAAGGUACAACAGAAUCAUCAGUGUGUCUGUAUCACAGAAUGACAAUGAACAAAACAGACUUUUCUCCUAAGUGAUGACUGCUUAACUGGGUUCCUUUGCUUGCAUUUGGCUAAUAAAUUCUUGUGCUUGGAGGUUUAUUUAGUAACAACUCCAAACAGUGGACUUAUUGUGCCUUGCAAUUUCAGUCUUAUUGUAUUCAUUCAUUUACUACAUUCUGUCAAAGUGCCAUUAAUUCUUGGGAAAAACAAAUGAAAACAAAAAUGGAGGGGAACUGUUCAUUCAGUGAACUGUGUUCAUUCCAGUGUCAAAUGUACAAAUGAGUGAAUUAUUCUGAAACAGCACUGGGAUUGUAAAGUUUAAUGGUAUUUCACAUAGCGAGUUGAUCAGAGAGCCAAAACAUAAGACAGUACUGACCUUCAGCUAAUUUUUGAAUACUGCUCACUUUUAUAUGAUGAAGGAUAAAUAUCCAAAUGCAAGUGUCUGAUCUCUGCCAUGCCUGUAAAUAUAUCAAAAGAUUUAAAUGUUAUCUGAUGUUGAUUAUUAGUGGCCUUUUGAGUGUGAUUAUGUUUCUCAGAAAAAAAAAAUCUUAGCAUGUUUGAAUUUUCUAAACAAAUGCUUAGAGGUUUUUUUGCACCUUAAGGAAGGGAUAAAUAAAUAAAUUUAACAGUAAUGGGUUUUGUGAAAUUUAUAAAAUUGUGUAUUUUUCCAGAUAUAGUGAUUAAGUAAAUAAUAAAAAAAGAAUACUCUUUUUAA
Molecule: messenger RNA, 2129 nt
Organism: Pangasianodon hypophthalmus (striped catfish)
Lineage: Eukaryota; Metazoa; Chordata; Actinopteri; Siluriformes; Pangasiidae
Gene: scamp2
Product: secretory carrier membrane protein 2
Exons: 9
Coding region: 104-1096 (330 amino acids)
Biological process (GO): protein transport
Cellular component (GO): recycling endosome membrane; trans-Golgi network membrane
Source: RefSeq, a predicted model, not a curated record